Messenger RNA from Tetranychus urticae (two-spotted spider mite), 1431 nucleotides. Lineage: Eukaryota; Metazoa; Arthropoda; Arachnida; Trombidiformes; Tetranychidae. The record is from RefSeq and is a predicted model, not a curated record.
UACUUAUAUUCACUUGUUUCGUCGAUUGUUUACUCGAUAGAAAUUUGUUGAUUAAUGAUGAGCUUUAAUUGUCAUUUAGUCAAUUAUCGUAAUCAUUAUUCAUCUACUUGGUCAUCUUUAGCUUCAUCUUUUUUUAGCUUUCAUUGCUUGUUUAAAGGUUUACUUGUUGUCGCCUCAUUAACACUUGUCUCAUCAUCUGUGGUUAUAAGUUCAUCAAUUGUUCCUAAUCAUCAUCGUGAAGAUUCAGCUUUCCAGGCUUCUUCAUCCUCAUGGAAUUAUGCUUACCAUUUUAAUUGGCAUCAAGAUGAUCCCAAGGGUCAUCCCAAAGUGUCCAGAUAUGCUGAAACCUCAAACAGUAAACAAUACAUUGAUCCACCUUUUCAGAUUGGACAAGAUGCUCAUCAGCCCAAAGUGAUUAACAGUCGAUCAUAUCGUCAUGUUCAACCAGAGGGUCAGCACAAGGGUCCAUUUCCAUUCAAUGGAGAACCUCAUCAGCCUCAUGCAAAUCAUGAUUCCAGUGCUUUCAUUGAAAAUAUCAGGAAGGAAAUCAUGUCAAGCUUUAAGGAAAGCUUGCCUGAUAAAAGUGGACAUUUCAAUUUCCAUCAUCCACCACCUGAUUACCAUCAUCUUGCUUCACAUCCAAGGGAAAAUAUAUUUGAUCGUUCUGGCGGUCCCUUUCCAAGAGACUUGCAUUUACAGGCUCCAUUUCCACCACCAGGACCACCUAUACCUUCCUCUAUUUUGAUGUCUCCUCACGAAUCUGGAUCAAGUUAUGGGAAGCCAGACGGAAAUCUGAAAAGAAGUCAACGAUCUCACGGAACUCACCAUGAACCAGAGAUUGGACAAACCAGUAAAAGUAAUUCAUGGAAUUUCAAUACCAACCAAGGUUUCUACUAUCGGGUGCAUAAUGUAGAUGGAAAAAAGCAUGAAGAACGAGGUUCUUAUGGGGAUGGACAUCAAUCAGGUCCUUGGGUUGAUCAAGGAAGAUCUUUGGUUCGAGAGAUUAAUCCUAUUAAUGGCUUCGAUAGUCAUUCAAAUGGACCUUUUCCAGAUAAUUUCAUCUUCCCAUCUCAACAUCAGCAUCAACAUCCCCAUCCCCAUCAACAGCACCACCACCAACAUCAGCAUCAACCCCCUCAUCAAGAUCAACAUGCUCCAAUCUGGUUUCAACCAGGAUUCAACAAUAACAACUUUAACCAACAGCACCACGAACCAAGACACAAUAAUAAUGGACCUGGAUUAAACAAUAGAAAUCAUUUCGAACCCAAUAACAACCAUCAAAAUCAACAGCAUCAUCCUUCUCCUCCACCUCAUGAAAUUCGUAAUAAUCAUCGACCCAAUAAUUUCUAAUGACAUGUAGCAACAUUCAAAUUUAAUUUACCAAUAAAACAGAUUCAUUAUGGAAAUGAAUUACAGUUAGUCCCGCAAUAA